UUGCGGUUGUUGUGAGGGUAGAGUGACAUUGAUUAAAAGAUAUCAACUUGUCAGCAAAACAGAGGAAAUCAUGCCAGGUAACCUUAAAAUUACAACAGUUUACAACUGUUUCAUAGCAAAAUAUCCCUACUACCAUCUGAAGGAAGGUUUCUGCAGGAAUAUCUUCGAUCGAGACUUGCACUUACACUGAUUGUACGAAAUACUUAAUAUUGUUGUCCUGUUUUGUUUUAAUUUUCUGGCGUUUGUAUUUAAUAGCUGCUACCAAGAAGACAGAGAAAAAAGGAGGGAAGGCGGAUGCUGGUAAAGAUCAAGUUGCACAUGUUAAGCGAUUGUUUGUUUGUGUGCAGAUGAAGUUCUAGAAAGUCAUUCACACAACAAGCAUAUUCCUGAACAUUGUGUCAUUUAAGCUGUAGACUAGAGUAAUUUUUUCUGAUAUCUUAGUAAUAGUUAUCUUAAAGAUAUAGCUACAUUAAUAUCUUUUAUCAGUAAUCUUAUAUUGUCUCCUGUUCAGGGUUCAUAUUCUUUUAAUUUAUUGCAAUUUCUUUUCAAGAGUUUAGCAAUGUUUCAAAUUUUCAAUAUAGCUAUUGUUUUGCUUUUUUUCAAUCUUAGGUGCAACGAUACUAAGUGGUGUAUACAUGUUUCCCAAUGGAGAUAAAUAUGGUGAGAACCAUAUCUGGUUAUCUCAUGCUAAAUAGCUGUGGACUGUUGAGGAAGGGGUUUGAGCCCCAGACCAAGCCAAAACUUAAGGUUUCUAAAUUACUGGGGAGAAUGUGCCUCCUUGAUACUAUGCCAUCUGCCAAUGGUUAGACAAUUUUGUCUUAUCAUUGGAUUAGGAAAAUAAACCACAGACCUGGUCUCUUGCAUUUUCUCUUUACUGGUUAGCAGGAGACAUUAAUAAUAAUAAUAAUAAUAAUAAUAAUAAUAAUACAAUAAUUUAUAUAGCGCCCUUUUCCGUGAGCUCAUGAAGCAUGCUUUUCUCUCAAAGAGAAAUAUAGGCCCUCAUUUAAACCAGAUUUAAAGUUGAACUGGACAAGCCUGUCUAAAUAUCAAAAAUAAAUAAAUAAAUAUAAAUUAAAGUAAGUUCUAUGGAAUAGUCAAGACUGAUAAUCAGAUAUAGGGACACAGCUUUGAUCAGGAAAAUAUACCAAACUGAAAUGGCAUCUUUGUGUUAUCAUAUUUUUUAACACUGUGUGCUCCCAGAUUGCUUUGUUUACCUCAGUUACUUUCUCGCAAAUGUCUCGUUACCUGUCAAUAUCGACACCUUUCCUUGAAACCCUAGCGGGUUUCAAUUUGGCAAAUAAAAUUGGCUUCCUCUGUAGAUGGUGAAUACAUCCAGGCAGAUGAAGGCUUAUUGCGUCAAGGUUAUGGUACCCAUACAACAGUUGAUGGACUUAGUUACUAUGGUAACUGGAGUGGGGACAAGAUGAAUGGACAAGGUGAGUUCUGAAGGAGUGAAGACCUGAUUUUGUAUUCUAAGAUCAUUCGUUGUUUUCUAUGGUAAUGUUAAACCUUUCAAUCCUAAGAUCUCAUUUUUUAUUUUAUUUAGUAAUUCUCCUUUCUGUCUACCAAACAAUCCUACGAUGGUUAUUUGAGAAUUUGAUAUUAGAUCAAUUACUAACUUCUUAAUUGAUAUUUUUCUUUGUUUUCAUAACUUGUCCAUUUGAUACUGUGUUGAUAUUGUAAGGAAAAAUUCUGCAAUGGUCACUCAUUGGAGUUAAAGGAUAAAAGUUUUCUCAAUGAUGUUAUUUACUGAAAUAAGCAAACAAAACAAGGAAAUUUGUCUGCUAAUUCUUUAUUCAAGAUUGCUUCUCCAUCUUCCUAUGAACACGGAAUAGACUGUUGUCUUAUUUUUUAGGGAAACUUCUUCAUCCAUCAGGAGCCAUAUACGAGGUAUUAAAACAUCUUAAAUACCAUCAUCAUGUCUUGUUUGUUUGUUUGUUUUUUUUUACCACAAAUGAUUGAUAACUCAGAGGUUAACCCUUUACACCCUUACAUCAGUAUACUUAUUCCCCAUACUGUUUUCUGAAUAUUUCCUGAGGUUCUGACAUGGAGAAUUUGUUAAAUAAUCAAGAGCUUCUUGAAUUGGUGAUCAUUUCAUAUAUUCUCAUGACCUCACUGUUUGAUUUAGGGUUGAUAUUGUAAGGAGAAAUUAGAAGCCAAUCACUCUAAAGGGUCAAAGGGUUAAUGCCUUAGCUUGUAUUCAAUUCUUAUUGUUAAAAUUCUGCAAUUUAUUCAAGGGUGGUGUUUAUUUGACGGUGGGGUUUCUAUCAAAAGAAUUUUCCCAGGUUCCAGCAUUAUUAUUAAAUAUUGUGCAUCAUGGAAACUGGUUCAAAGCUUGAAUGUUUAGCUGUGUUUUUUGUAUAAAUUUCCAAGUAUUGUUUUGGUUACUGCAUGAGUCAUGCCACACUUGAUAUUCUAUUUUUUCAUAGCUCGUGAAAUGAAUAAAUGUUGUAUUUUCCUGGUCGAGUGCAGCCUAAAGCAGAGGGUGGCAUUUAUAGAUAGUUUUUCUCACAAUUAUACUGCAUUAUUAAUUUCAUUGAGAAUAGUGUAAAUUCAAGGCCAACAUUUAAUGAAUACAUUUCCAUACACUGAGCAAUAAUAGAACUGUUCCAAUUGGGUAAGUUUACCUGUAAUGAAUUGCAGGUAUUAUUUUGUUAUAUAAGAUGUAAAUUUUCUCUCACUCACAGGGAGAAUUUGUCAACAACAUGUUCCAUGGAUUUGGAAAGUACACUUGGCCCGAUGGAUCAUAUUAUGAGGGGAACUUCAACGAGAACAAGUAAGCCUUCCAAAAGUGAUUGGGAUUAGAUAAUUAUCUGGGUGCCUCCCAAACUAAAUAGGCCAACUUUGAUUUUUUUGAGUUACGGCAUGAAACAAUUGAUACAUGUAGUCAGAGGAGCCCUCAGGAAAAAGCCCACAAAUAUUAUACACUUAAUGUAUGGUUCCGAGAGAAACAGUUGGUUUUAUUUUCCUGAGAGUCUCAGAAAACAUCGGGUCUCUCUGGAAAAUAAAACAAACUAGUUUCCCUUGUGACCAUACAUUAAGUGCUUUAAUGGCAAAAACAUGCUGUUGUAUUUGGCUCGUGGGCAACAACUGUGUAAUUAUAUCCUUCUUGGAUCAUACAUUUGAAUUUUAUCAGGGGCAUGUGACCAAGAAUCAACCAAUCACAGUGCUAGUUUUGUUGAGUGAAAGUCUAGGUCUAUAACAAUGUCAUUUAUUUGCUUGGAGUUUUGUGCCUUUUUUUUUUUUUUCAAUUUUCUGGUUUUAAAAUGUAAAAAUUGGGUAAUAGUAGAUACAUGUGUAAACUUGCCCAUUACAUGUUAUCUGGUCAGCCAGGAGCUAAAAUGUCAUGGGAUAGCAUCUUCAGAUUUCAUGAACAUUUUGGUACCUUUACCUCAAAAUUUCUGCAGACAUUUUCUAAUGUUGCAUGUUGUUGUUUUUUCUGUUACAGACUUGAAGGUCAGGGAACAUUUACGGAUGUAAAAUCGCAAGUGUGGUAUGGAAAAUUCACACACAAGGCUGCUCCUGGGCUCAAGUUUAAACUGUGCAUGUAGAAUAUCUCACAAAUUUUGACACUGCAAGAUGUAAAUUUAUAUAUAUUAUACCUGUACUUGACUGUAAAUAUUCAUUCAUGGC
Molecule: messenger RNA, 3633 nt
Organism: Pocillopora meandrina
Lineage: Eukaryota; Metazoa; Cnidaria; Anthozoa; Scleractinia; Pocilloporidae
Source: the annotation of a GenBank genome assembly